Messenger RNA from Vigna angularis (adzuki bean), 4347 nucleotides. RefSeq lists its product as uncharacterized. Gene Ontology annotation, molecular function: lipid binding. Gene Ontology annotation, cellular component: endoplasmic reticulum. Bases 119 to 2503 code for a protein of 794 amino acids. The transcript has 7 exons. NCBI's taxonomy places the organism in Eukaryota, Viridiplantae, Streptophyta, Magnoliopsida, Fabales, Fabaceae. The record is from RefSeq and is a predicted model, not a curated record.
AACUUAGAUUUGAAAAUAACUGGUGAAUAAGGAACGUGCUUCUGUCACAUCAACGCGCUUGCAAGAGACUCGACUACGUACAAGUUCCCAUUUUCUCUUUGCUCUUCGCUGGUCUGAAAUGGCUCCGGUUUUGGGUUUGGUUCUUGUGGGGUUUGGUCUCGGGGUGUUGGCCGUUGUUGCUGCAGAAGCUCUGGGGUUGUUAUGGAUCAUGAAAAGGUUGCAGCAUAAGAGCAACAGCGACGAAGCCUACUUCUCUUCCAAGACCCUAACUACUGCGCUGCUUGAUCCCCAACAGUCUCUGGAUUUUGCGUUUAGAAAGCAGGGUGUGGUUUGGGUUCUGGAAUCUGGGAAAAUUACAAAACAGUCCAGGGAGCAAAAAAGGAAAAAUGAUCUCUUGGAGGUUUCCCCUGUUAAGAUGUAUGGACAAAUCAAGGGUCAAUCACUUAUUCUUAGAGACUCUGAUGGUUUGCACACAACGAUUGAACUCAAGGGCUGUGCAGUUCAAGCCGUGUCCGCAUCAAUACUUUCUUCAAGAAAAUGGGCAAAGAAGUUCCCUAUCAAAGUGGAAAACAAAACCUCUGUCAUAUACAAGGGAAACAAAACUAUUUAUAUAUAUCUUGACACUUCAUGGGAGAAAGAAGCAUGGUGUAAGGCCCUCAAUCUAGCUUCAUGUGAUAAAAAAGAAAAAAUCAAAUGGUUUACCCAGUUGGAUGAUGAGUUCCAUAGUUAUCUGACUUCCUUGAACUCUGUUUACCAUUCUUUUAUGAAACCAUCGGUUGGAUCAAGUGUUGAAGUGAUAGAAAGUGCUGGUAAGCCUGAUGGUUCUUCCUCAAAGGUUCGGCAAUUUUGGAGAAAGGUUUCUAAAAGAACAUCCCGAGUUGGUUUGGAAAAUAUAUCAACUCGAUCUUCACAAUCGGGUAGUGAAGGUAAAAAGACCACUGAGAAGCUUCGGGCUUGCCAAGAUGCGAUUUUGGCUACUAGUUUGUUGAAGUCUGCUUCAACAUCAAAGCUUCUAAACAAUUCCAUAGUAGACAAUGAGAAGUUUAGCAUUGAUGAAGGAACAUUAUGUUGGAAUUUGUUGAUUUCUCGGCUCUUUUUCGAUGCCAAAGGAAAUGAGCAGUUGAAGAGAUCCAUGCAAGCAAGGAUUCAGAAAACAUUGUCCAAUAUGAGAACUCCGGGUUAUAUUGGUGAAGUCAUCUGUACCAAUAUCAAUACUGGGAAUGUUCCACCUUGCAUUGUAGGAAUGCGGGUUCUUCCUAUGGAAAUGAGUGAAGUAUGGGCCGUAGAAGUUGACAUUGAAUAUUCUGGAGGUGCACUAUUAGAGAUUGAAACAAGGCUUGAGCCUCGUGAACUAGAGCUCGAUGCAGGAACAGAACACUCAAAUCCACAGCCAAACAAUGCUGGAGCUGUCCCUUCAGAUCUUAUUGAAGAUUUUGAAUAUUUUGAAGAGCAAUUGAAUUUUGCAGAAAGAACGAAUGAUUUACAAGAGCACAAAGAAGAAGGUGAUUGGAACCCUGAUGUUUCCAAGACCUUUAAGAGCACUAUUCCUUCGUUAAAUCAUGGAUCAAGAUGGAAAUCUCUAUUAAAUUCCGUUGCCAAACAGGUUUCCCAGGUUCCUCUCACCUUGGCAAUAAGAGUGACUUCCCUUAGAGGAACAUUGCGCUUGCAUAUAAAGCCACCUCCCUCUGAUCAAUUGUGGUAUGCUUUCACAUCAAUGCCAGACAUUGAUUUCAACAUGGAGUCAUCUGUUGGAGAUCGUAAGAUAACAAGUGCUCACAUUGCUUUAUUCCUGGUCAACAGGCUAAAGACUGGAAUUCGGGAAACUUUGGUGCUCCCAAACUGUGAAAGUGUAUGCAUCCCAUGGAUGCUAGCAGAAAAGGAUGAUUGGGUUCCUCGAACUGUUGCUCCAUACAUAUGGGUUAACCAAGAAUUUAGAAAUGAAACUUCCACUUCAACUUAUACCAAUAAUCAACCUUCUGGUGGAGUGAAAACUAGUGGUGCUAGCAUCUCAAGUAAUGAUUCAGAGCACAAACAACAAAAUUCAACUAGUGCUGAAUCUAGUCAAGAAGCAACUAGGAAAUCAUCAGAUUCUCUAGAACUGUCAUUAAAUUCCUCUGAUUCAGUGACAUCAGAAAGCAACAGGAGUUUCGAAGAGCCUGAUGCACCAUCAUCAGAGAAUGACAAACCUCAAAAGACCAUAGAUUUGAAAGAAUUUAAGACAUCAUCGUUACAAGAUGACAAACCAUUUGAGACUAAUGAACAGAAUAUGGAGACUAAUGAACAGAAUAUGGAGAAUAAUUCUGAGUUUCAGUCAGAACAUAAAACUGCGGUGAUGGAGAGACGAAAUCAUUCUAUUGAGAGGGAAGAUGGAUUGCCAAAAAAAAUGGGGAGAAGGGAAAGGAUGCUUGAUUUGGGAAAGAAGAUGAGUGAGAAAUUGGAAGAGAAAAGGCGUCACAUUGAGGAAAAGAGCAGACACAUUGUUGAAAAGAUGCGAGGACCAUAAGAAUAAGAACUAUUAAUCAGGUAAAUAAUCAGAAUGUAUAUCUGGUGUUAAUGAUCUGUUGUUCAUAUGAAAGACAAGUGUUAUCCGUGUGGCAGUUGAGUGUGAGGUGUCGGAUAUUGUUUCAUUGAAUGAGUUUUAUAUUUCAAGUUGCUUAUACCAUCAAAAUUGAAAUGGAAUUAGGUACAUACAACAUAUUAUCCCAGUGAAGUAAAAAUUGUUGAUUCUUGUAAUUGUAACUUUGUCAUAGCUACAGGGAACAUUGGAAGAUUAAUCUAAUGAGUUUUAUAGAUUCAUGCUUACCCCUAUAUAUGAGGAAGGUCAUAUCAGUUUGUAUACUACUCCUAAUAUUACCAUUGUUAUUGGUCAACUGCCUCCAACUUGAAUUAGGAAAAUAUUAAAUAAGCAUAUAACCCAUAUAAAUGAGAAAAAAUGAAAAGAAAAGAGAAAAAAAAUGAUAAAUGUAAUGAAUGACAUGAUAGUACUAUGGGAAGUCAGUACUAAGAGAUGUUAAAUGUAUAAAUAAAAAAUUACUCUUUGUAGUUUAAUCCAUGAAAUGAAUAUCCUACUUCCCUCUACUUUACCUUGAUUAUUACGGGUGUUGUUCUUUGUCACUACUAGGCUAAGUAACUUAGCUCCCAUACAUCUCUUGCACUGAAUAAAUAAUUUUAAAUAUAUGGAUUACACUAUAAUUAAAAUUCACAGAUUAUAUUAUAACUAACAUGUAUAGUAAAUGAAUGCUUUUUAGCCUAUAUGUUAUGUUUGAGAUUUAUGAUAACAAAAUUAUGUUAUAAUACAAUUUUUAUCAUUGAUUUCUUUAAUUACUAAAUAUUAAUUUAAAAAUAGAAAGAUAAAUUAAAAUAAUAAGGAUGUUAGUAAAAUCCAAAAAAUAAUAGUAAGUACAAUAUAAAUCGAAAUAUAUUACAAACUAUGUAUAAGUGCAUUAUAAUGCAAAAAUACAUUACAAACCAUUUAAUUAGUAAUAAAAGUUAGAAAUUAUGAUAAUAAAAAAACAAAAUCGCAACAUAAUUUUUUGGGUUUAUUUAUUUAUUUUUUAAAUUCAAAAAGUGAGUUCUAGCAUCCAUGGUGAAGUAAGUAAACUAGGGGAGAGAGUGUGAUUGCAAAAGUAGUUAACUGAGAGAGAUGCACAGACAUUAGUACUGAAGAAAGAACAAAGAAAAAAUAUUGAAACUAAGGUGCCACAAAUUUGUUUUCAUAGACAAAAGACUCAAAGAUGAUAUCUUUGAAUUGUCUUUAUUUUGAAGCAUGUAGAGUUGUAAGUGAUUAGGGAUCUCACUUUAUUCAGCAUACUGAUGGAGUAAAACAUCUACACACUAAACAAGUUUAGUGUUGAUACUCCAAAGUCCAAACCAAACCAGCAUCAAAGAAAAAUGCAGAAAAACAGUGAUAAAAAACAGAGGCAUGAGCUUAGGUUAAUUAAACCUAUUUCAUAAUACCCAAAUGAACUAGUACUCUUCAGCAGGCAAAGGUUGAUGAGGAGGAGGCUCAAUUGGGAUAACAACGAAUUCAUACAGGACUGCUGCUAGGGCUGCCCCAAGUAAUGGGCCCACCCAGAAGAUCCAGUGGUUCUGCCACCUCCAGCCCACCAAUGCAGGCCCAAAAGCCCGAGCAGGGUUCAUGCAUGCUCCAUCAAAAGGUCCACCAGCAAGGAUGUUUGCUCCUACCACCAGUCCAAUGGCUAAGGGUGCAAUUGUGCUAACUGUACCCCUUUUAGGAUCCAUAGCAGUGGCAUACACAGUGUACAUCAGACCAAAUGUGAGGCCAAUUUCAAGUAUAAGACCAUGAACCGCUCCAACCCCAACUGAUAAACUGAAUCCCUCUGGUCU